CCGGGCCUGAGCGAGCUUGGAGGCGACCGGAGGGAGCCCCAGACGCCAUGUACCGGCUCCUGUCAGCGGCGACGGCGGGGGCCUCGGCCACUGGAGGCCGGGCCCAGUGCUGCGGGCGGCGCGGGACUCACCGGUGGGCUGGGCUGCCACCACUCAGCCACGGCUGGGUCGGGGGCCUGGGGCUGGGCCUGGGGCUGGCGUUGGGGGCGAAGCUGGCGGGCGCGCUGAAGGGCGCCGUCCCCGUUCCGCCUCCCGUGGACCCGGAGACGCCCCCUCAAGCCGAGUCCCCGCUGGAGCCGCCCUUAGCCACCGGGUGUCCGCAGGCCCGGGCCCCGCCCCCCUCCAGGUGCUUCGCCAAGGCCAUUGCCAGCAGCCGCGACCUGCUACACAGGAUCAAGGAUGAGGUGGGUGCACCAGGCAUAGUGGUUGGAGUUUCUGUAGAUGGAAAAGAAGUCUGGUCAGAAGGCUUAGGUUAUGCAGAUGUGGAGAACCGUGUGCCUUGUAAACCAGAGACAGUCAUGAGAAUUGCCAGCAUCAGCAAAAGCCUCACCAUGGUUGCUCUGGCCAAAUUGUGGGAGGCUGGGAAGCUGGAUCUUGAUGUUCCAGUACAGCACUAUGUCCCUGAGUUCCCAGAGAAAGAAUAUGAAGGUGAAAAGGUUUCUGUCACAACAAGAUUACUGAUUUCCCAUUUAAGUGGGAUCCGUCACUAUGAAAAGGACAUUAAAAAGGUGAAGGAAGAGAAAGCUUAUAAAGCCUUGAAGAUGUUGAGAGAGACCAUGUCAUCCGACCAAGAAAAAGACUUGAAGGGAAAAGGAGAGAAAAAUAAUGAAAAGCAAGACUGUGCUAAGACUAAAACUGAGCAGGAUAAUGAAGCCAAAUACCGGAAUGCAAAACCUUGCAAGAAAAAAAAUGAUUUUGAACAAGGCGAAUUAUAUUUGAAGGAAAAGUUUGAAAAUUCAAUUGAAUCCCUAAGAUUAUUUAAAAACGAUCCUUUAUUCUUUAAACCUGGUAGUCAGUUUUUGUAUUCAACUUUUGGCUAUACCCUCCUGGCAGCCAUAGUAGAAAGAGCUUCAGGAUAUAAAUAUUUGGACUAUAUGCAGAAAAUAUUCCAUGACUUGGAUAUGCUGACAACUGUGCAAGAAGAAAAUGAGCCUGUGAUUUACAAUAGAGCAAGAUUUUAUGUUUACAAUAAGAAGAGACGUCUUAUCAACACGCCUUACGUGGAUAACUCCUAUAAGUGGGCUGGUGGUGGAUUUCUGUCCACAGUGGGUGACAUGCUAAAAUUUGGGAAUGCAAUGCUGUACGGUUACCAGGUCAGGCUGUUUAAGAACACCAAUGAAAACCUCUUACCUGGAUAUCUCAAGCCAGAAACAAUGGUUAUGAUGUGGACACCAGUCCCUAACACAGAAAUGUCUUGGGAUAAAGAGGGUCAAUAUGCAAUGGCAUGGGGCGUUGUGGAGAAGAAGCAGACAUAUGGCUCUUGUAGAAAGCAGCGGCAUUAUGCCUCACAUACUGGCGGUGCAGUGGGGGCCAGCAGCGUCCUCCUGAUCCUGCCUGAAGAACUGGAUACGGAGGCCUUGAGUGACAAGGUUCCCCCACGAGGGGUGAUUGUUUCUAUCAUCUGUAACAUGCAGUCUGUUGGCCUAAACAGCACGGCCCUGAAGAUUGCCCUGGAAUUUGAUAAAGACCGAUUUGACUGUUAACAAACACUGACCUUCCAAGAUACAUGGAAUUCUUAAGUUUUUAAUAGAGUAAAAUACUGAGAAUUAUGUACUUCUAAUUGCUUAAUUGUGUAACUAUUUUAGAAUGAGUUCUUUACACUCAGGGAAGUAACCUAUUAUUUCUACUUUUUUCAAAGUGUAAGCUCUUGAAAUAAAAUAUUCUGAUAGAAAUG
Messenger RNA from Dipodomys spectabilis (banner-tailed kangaroo rat), 1894 nucleotides. RefSeq names its product lactamase beta (gene Lactb). The coding region runs from base 48 to 1703 and encodes 551 amino acids. The transcript is spliced from 6 exons. The record is from RefSeq and is a predicted model, not a curated record. Lineage: Eukaryota; Metazoa; Chordata; Mammalia; Rodentia; Heteromyidae.